AUGAGAUACGCCCCAGAAAUCAAGAGGUCCUCACCUCACCUCCUGAAGAAGUUCACAGUGUGUGACAUCCCUCUGUACGACAUCUGUGACCACAACGUCACCGGGGAGCGCUGCAAGGAGCUCGGGUGCUGCUUCUAUAAGGGUGUCUGCUACGAGAAAGCUGUUCCCGUCUACGUGCAGGUGUUCUGUGCGCUGAUGGUGAUCUUCGCGGGGGUCUUUGUCGUCACCAUGAUCUACAGGAUCGUGCACGAGAGCAGAAGAGAGAAGGAGAUUCCCAUGGAGACCAAGGCCAGCGAGAUGGGUCCUGCACAAGGACAGGGGUCAUCAAAGACCCAGAGUGUCUCCAAGAAGAGCACCUAUAGGCAAGACUCAGGUGCAAUGACCUCAGAUGAACAAGAGACUGAGGAGGAAGAGGAGGAGGACUUACAUGUGUGA
This is a messenger RNA of Jaculus jaculus (lesser Egyptian jerboa), 435 nucleotides long. It is a transcript of the gene Tex29, whose product is annotated as testis expressed 29. Lineage: Eukaryota; Metazoa; Chordata; Mammalia; Rodentia; Dipodidae. The record is from RefSeq and is a predicted model, not a curated record. The transcript has 5 exons. The coding region runs from base 1 to 435 and encodes 144 amino acids.